GCAGCAGGUCAGCCGAACUCGCGAUGACAAUCUCCCACAGAUCUCUGUUGGUGGCGCUGGCGAUCCUCAUCGCUAGCGAAGCGUCCUAUCACACCCUGUCGCUUGAAGGAUGGCCCUACGCGUACCCGUUGGGACCGUGGCAUGAAAUCUCGCAGGCCGAGAAGCUGACCGCUCCGGUACCGAUCGUUCCCGUCGUAGCCGCACACCUUGCCUCGUAUCCCGGCGCCACAGCGAUCAUGGCCACACGGGGCUCCAUACACAUCGCACCACUUCCGGGACACUCGGUGUCACAGUUUCAGUACAACUUUGAGGCACCACCGGGAACGUUCUGAGGCUGAGCGUAGCCGGACAGAUACUUCGCAAUAAAUAGCUUUAUUCGUUACU
Molecule: messenger RNA, 384 nt
Organism: Anopheles bellator
Lineage: Eukaryota; Metazoa; Arthropoda; Insecta; Diptera; Culicidae
Exons: 2
Coding region: 24-332 (102 amino acids)
Source: RefSeq, a predicted model, not a curated record